Dreissena polymorpha is the source of this 1386-nucleotide messenger RNA. RefSeq lists its product as uncharacterized. The coding region runs from base 1 to 1386 and encodes 461 amino acids. Gene Ontology annotation, cellular component: membrane. The record is from RefSeq and is a predicted model, not a curated record. Gene Ontology annotation, molecular function: calcium ion binding. Lineage: Eukaryota; Metazoa; Mollusca; Bivalvia; Myida; Dreissenidae. The transcript is spliced from 10 exons. Gene Ontology annotation, biological process: cell adhesion.
AUGUCGACAAACGUUUUUGAGUCGGCACUUAUAGGAACUUCCAUCUGGAAGGUAACGCCGUCGGACAUUGACGUCAGUGACGCCAGCAGCUUGACUGUUACUAUGGCAACGAAUAACUACUUCAACUUUGAUCCAAAUCCAAAUAAUCUUUCAGUGUCAGUGUCGAGUAGCUUGAUUGCCGUUCCCGACCAGACGCUGUCGUUCACGGUGACAGACCAGUGCGGGAACACCGCCACUGAGGAUCUUACUGUCGUAGUCGAAAACAUCGCGCCGGUUAUCCAGAAUCUGCCGAACUCGACGUCACUUCACGAGAAUACAGUGACGUCCGAGUACUUGUACACAGUGUCUGUGGUUGACUACGGGCCUGUCACGUGUGCAAUCAACCCGGCUAGCAGCAACUUCCUCAUCCGACAGGCCGGGGCAUCGAGCGCCUACUGGGAUAUCUACACAGUGAGCGGUUGUGAUUUCAACUACGCUACAGGGGCGUCAAUCGCGUUGAACGUCAAGUGCACGGACACUGGCGGCAAGUCGGACACCGAAACGUUCACCGUCAACUUGAUACAGAAUGAGCCGCCAAUUAUUCACAACCUACCGAAUUCAACGAGCGUUCACGAAGACACUGACGUCGAAACGUUAAUUUACGUUCUGAACGUCACGGACGCGGAUAGUCCGUCUCUUACCUGCGUCUUCGUCACAGCGUCGACGCUAUUCCGUCUACGAAUGGUGACCGGAGGUACAAAGUGGGGGAUAUACAGCGUCGCGGGGGCGACGUUCGACUACAAUGCAAAGAACAGCUACCAAUUGGACGUAAACUGCACCGACGGACGUGCUUCUGACGUCGACGUCUUCACCGUCUACCUAAUCAGGAACGACCCGCCUCAGUUGACAAACGUUCCAGCAACCAUUUCUCUGUCAACAUCUGCGCCGAAAGGCUAUGACGUGUACAAUGUGACGUCAUUCGACGCCCCCGGUGCAGAAGGAAGAGCGGAUCAACUGACGUACACAAUCACGUGUGUUCCGACAGAUUGUCCGUUCACUAUCUUAGCAUCGGGCAUGCUGCAGCUCAAUAAGGGCAUCACUACCCUUAGCCUCGUCGGCUAUGACGUCAGCAUUGAGGUGUGCGAUCACAGGAACUGCGGUGACAUCAGGAUUCUCACGGUUAACAUCGUGGAAAUCACUGAUCUCCCAAAGAUAACUAACUUGAACCAGAACCUCAACGUGCCUGAAAAUAGCGCCACUAAUCACGUGUUGCUGACCACCGCAUGCACGGACUUUGACGUACCAGACGACACGCUGUCCUAUAGUAUGACAUGUAGCCCUGGCACCGGAAACAACAUGUUCUUGAUCAACAGCGGAAGACUAGGACAGUAUACAUGGUUCCUUUAA